Molecule: messenger RNA, 1311 nt
Organism: Letharia lupina
Lineage: Eukaryota; Fungi; Ascomycota; Lecanoromycetes; Lecanorales; Parmeliaceae
Exons: 2
Coding region: 1-1311 (436 amino acids)
Source: RefSeq, a predicted model, not a curated record
AUGCGCUCUUCAGCAAUACUCGUUGCGGCUUUGGUGGGAGUUGCUUCGGCUGGCAUGCCCAAAUGGCCUCUUCAGUGGUCGAAAACCGCCAGCGGUGGCUACGGAGGAGGUGUAGGUUCUACAGGCAAACCGCAUCUUGGUCCUGGGCCUGUCUCCGAGAUACCUCAUACGGGAGGUAGCUCCCCAACUACUUAUCCGAAAGAUCAUCAUCCAAAGAAGGAACAUCACAAUUCGGGUGGCAUGUUCCCAUCAGGAGGUAACUUCCCAACUAGUUAUCCGAAAGAUCAUCAUCCAAAGAAGGAACAUCACAAAUCGGGUGGCAUGUUCCCGUCAGGCGGCCCGACGCAACACCGUCCUGAGAAGCACCACCAUAAGCCUACAGACAGCGGCGUUGGGCCAACUGGCCCGCCUCUGACAUCGGGUACUCUCACCACGACGAUUACCAAGACUUCGAACGUGACUAGCACAAUGACUUCCACACUCUACGACACUACCACCCUGACUUCUACAAUCACUAAAUACGUGCCCUGCUCGAGCCCAAUCGCCACAGUCGGAACAUCCACCUAUUACUCGACCUCUUUGACAACAACCUACUCCACUACUACCAUCACUCGGACUAGUACUACAUACGAAGUCAUCUGUCCGUCCACCACCGGUCCAGGCGUCGGCGGACCCGCACCUACAGGUAGCGCAGGCUCUGGACCCACCAGCACUCCCAUUGGCGGUGAAUCCGGCUCCGGCUCGGGCUCAGGUUCUGGCAGUGGCUCUGGCAGUGGCUCGGGCUCGGGCUCGGGUUCAGGCACGGCAUACGGCGCAAUGCCCAGCCUGGGCGGCAGUGGAUCAAAAGGUUAUCCCGGCGUUCCAGGCGGCCCGUCGUACGGCUGCCCGGCAGUCCAGACCGUCACCUCAACAGUCCAAGUCACCGUCACCGUCACCUCCACUGCUGGCGCAGGAGAAGCAGGAGGAUUCGUACCUCAAUCCACCAGCGGCUCUGGAUCUGGCGCUCCUCCUCCACCACCACCAAACGGCCCCUUCUCGACGCAAUCUGGCGCAGCUCCUUUCCCAUUUCCCGGCGGACCUGGCUCGGUGAACCCAUUCCCCAGCGGCACGGGCGCUCCAAGCACACACCUACCACCAAAGGGCGCAGGAAUUCCUAGCGGGGGGUAUGCCAAGAAAACGGGGUGGGCGAAGAUGAACCCAUUUCCCAGCGGCAUGGGCGCUCCAAGCGCACACCUACCACCAAAGGGGGCAGGAAUUCCUAGCGGGGGGUAUGCCAAGAAAACGGGGUGGGCGAAGAUGGGUGGCUAUUGA